Molecule: messenger RNA, 128 nt
Organism: Ambispora gerdemannii
Lineage: Eukaryota; Fungi; Glomeromycota; Glomeromycetes; Archaeosporales; Ambisporaceae
Source: the annotation of a GenBank genome assembly
AUGAGUAGUAGGGUGAUUGAAUCUGAUAAAAUAGAAGAGAGAACUGGGGAGGGAGAACAACAGCAGCAGCAACAAACGAAAUACGUGGGAUUAAAUUCAAUCCAAGAUAACGAUGAAUUAUUUGAAGU